AUGAGCGCCGCGACCGUCACCGAAAUCACCACCGACGCCGACUUCGCGGCCUACGUCCAGAACUUCCCGCCCAAUGCGCUGCUCGUCGUCUACUUCCACGCGCCGUGGGCCGCGCCCUGCAAGCAGAUGACGACGGUGCUCGAGGCGUUGGCCAGCACGUACACGGCCGACUCGCCACCCUCGAUCGGCUUCGUGUCGAUAAACGCGGAGGAGCUGCCCGACGUGUCGGAGGCGUACGACGUGACGGCGGUGCCGUACAUUGUGCUGCAGAAGGGCGGCCAGACGCUCGAGACCGUGUCCGGCAGCGACGCCUCCAAGGUGCGGGCCGCCGUCGAGCGGCACGCCGGCAAGAGUGGCAACCCGGGCAAGCUGGGCCUGCCGCCCGCCCAGGCCGUCACCAAGCCCGCUGAGCCGAACGGCAGCGCCCCCGCCCCGAACGACGCCGCGGCGGCCGCCCCCGCCCCCGAGGAGCCUGAGACGAGCAAGGAGGAGUUGUUUGCGCGCCUGGAGGGCCUCGUCAAGGCGGCCCCGGUGAUGCUGUUCAUGAAGGGCACUCCCAGCGCGCCGCAGUGCGGCUUCAGCAGGCAGACGGUCAGCCUGCUGAGAGAGAAGGGUGUUCGAUACGGUUUCUUCAAUAUCUUAGCCGACGACGAGGUCAGGCAGGGCCUCAAGGAGUACGCCGAGUGGCCGACUUUCCCGCAGCUGUGGGUGGGAGGUGAGCUCGUGGGUGGACUGGACAUUGUGCGCGAGGAAUUUGAGAACAGCCCCGACUUCCUACAGGAGUACGCAGUCAGCACACAGCGGAACACCGCAUCGGCCGACGCAUAA
Messenger RNA from Diplodia corticola, 828 nucleotides. Its product is annotated as monothiol glutaredoxin-4. NCBI's taxonomy places the organism in Eukaryota, Fungi, Ascomycota, Dothideomycetes, Botryosphaeriales, Botryosphaeriaceae. The transcript is spliced from 2 exons. The record is from RefSeq and is a predicted model, not a curated record. The coding region runs from base 1 to 828 and encodes 275 amino acids. Gene Ontology annotation, molecular function: 2 iron, 2 sulfur cluster binding.